Messenger RNA from Phytophthora nicotianae INRA-310, 1326 nucleotides. RefSeq lists its product as hypothetical. NCBI's taxonomy places the organism in Eukaryota, Oomycota, Peronosporomycetes, Peronosporales, Peronosporaceae. The record is from RefSeq and is a predicted model, not a curated record. Bases 1 to 1272 code for a protein of 423 amino acids. The transcript has a single exon.
AUGAAGUUCACACUCCCAGAAGAUACGAUCCCCAACGUGAAGCUAUCUAAGACACUUCGAGCUGCGUUGGUUCGCGAAGCAGAGACUGUUGUACGCGAAACAAUCCAUGCGAAUGAAGCUUUCCUUGAAAAUGGCUCUCGCUUUCCUACUUCCGACUGGCGAUUCGUGCGAGCAAAGCAAGGAUUGAACGUGUAUUGCCAGCGAUCAGGGCCAACUGGAAGCUCUUACUCGCGGAAAACUGGGCUGGUUUCUCCCAUUUCUCCCACUAUACCAGCGCGAACGCCAUCGUUGUCGUUAUCUCACCCGAUUGCAACUGAGAAGUCGAAGCGAAGAGGGAAAUCCCUCAUGGUUCUGCAUGGGGCUAUCGAUGGAAAUCUCGACGACUGUAUGUUCGGCUCGCUUGCCACUACUGAGGAGACGUGGAGAUGGAGAAGUUCGUACGUUUACGAGGGACUUGACGAGGCUCGGCUUCUUUGUACCCUCAAAGGACCGACUGCCGAAGACCCUUUUCGUUUCCUGGGUCUCAAAUGGUUCACUAAGGAACUCCCUUCUGUACUGUCGGGUAUUAUGCAACAGCGAGAUUUCCUGAUCAUCGAGGCUACGGGACUCACGCUCGACUCAAACGGAGAGAGAGUUGGCUACUUUUUAAUGCACUCUGUCUCCCUCCCUGGAAUUGUCCCCGAAUUUCCUCAAUUAGGCUUAAUGAGGGAAGAGAUCAGUGCGUGCUACAUCGAUCGACAACUCGGCGCGAAUCAAGUGGAAAUGUACUGCCGCAGCUUCCUGAAUCCACGCGGAAAGCCACUUAACCGCCUGACUGCAGUUAUCGCCGCUGAAGCUCUUCUAAGUGCGAUUAGUAUCAUCGACUAUGCGUACAUCAGGAAACUCACGUGGCUGGUUAAGAACAACCAGGAGCGAAUGUCAGCGAGACGCUGUCGAACUCGGCGUCAAAGUGGCGCUUUCCCUCGCUCCAGGCGCUGUCAGAUGUGCGAUAAAAGCUUCAGCAGACUCGCGCUGAAUGUAGGCGCCGAGUGCCAGAUCUGUCGUGGAUUGGUCUGUAAAAACUGCUACGUUGUGAAGAAAAUGACGGUGGAUUUUUCGACAAGAGGGGCUGUUAAACAGUGCGCUGUACGCGUUUGUGUGUGCUGUCUUCUCGAAGCGAAGGAGAAGUCUGUUUGGGAGAUGGCACUGGAUGGUGUCAGUGAAACGCGAUCAGAAGCUUCGUCCAGUGUGGCCUCGGGCCAAAGGAGAUACACGUUUUCAAGGCUUGAAUAAGGUCAGUUGUUCCUAAUUUUCCCUGCAAUUCAUACCUAUACCUUUCUUUAAAAC